CCCCUUUUGCUAGCUUAACGGUAGUUGUUAUGUUAGCCUAUUUUCUUGGACGCUCCUUGCUUAUUUCCCACCUUUUUGGUAAUAUCCUUUAAGCCCUCCUUCGGAAACCAUGGCCUCGGAGGCCUCGGGAUCCCCUCCGUCGUCCCACCAUGACGAGGUGCUCCAGCAGCGAGUGGCCGCUCUGGAGCGGGAGCGGACCGAGUUCAUCAGACUCAAGCAGCAGCUGGACGCCGAGUUCAACCAGAAACGGGCCAAAUUCAAGGAGCUCUACCUGUCCAAGGAAGAGGAGCUCAAGAGGCAGACUGCAGCGCUGGAGAACUCCCAGACCGAGCUGAGCACCGUUCAGGCCCAGCUGGCUCAGGCCUGGGCCGAGAUCGAGACCAUCAAAGCCGUGGCAACCGUGUCGGAAAACACGAAGCAGGAGGCCAUCGACCAGGUCCGCAGCCAGUGGCAGGAGGAAGUGGCUUCUCUGCAGGCCAUCAUGAAAGACACUGUGUGUGAAUAUGAGGUCCAGUUCCACCAGCGCCUGGAGCAGGAGCGAGCCCAGUGGAACCAGUACCGAGAGGCGGUGGAGCGAGAACUGGCAGACCUGAGACGGCGCCUCACCGAGGGUCAGGAGGAGGAGAACCUGGAGGAUGAAAUGAAAAAAGCUCAGGAGGACGCGGAGAAGCUCCGGUCGGUGGUCAUGCCCAUGGAGCAGGAGAUCGGCGCCCUGAAGGCGAAGCUGACGGCAGCCGAGGAGAGGGUGAAGGAGCUGGAGGCCUCCAAGGUGAAAGAGAUGAAUCACGUUCUGGAGGCUGAGAAGUCGUGUCGUACGGACCUGGAGAUGUACGUGGCCGUGCUGAACACCCAGAAGUCCGUCCUGCAGGAAGAUGCAGAGAAACUAAGAAAAGAGCUUCACGAUGUCUGCCACAAGCUGGAGCUGGAGCGGCAGCAGCACAACCAGCUGAAACAGACGUGGCAGCGAGCCAACGACCAGUUCCUGGAGUCCCAGCGCCUCCUCAUGAGGGACAUGCAGCGGAUAGAGAGCGUGCUGUCCUCAGAGCAGCUCCGCCAGGUGGAGGAGAUAAAGAAACGAGACCAGGAGGAGGAUGAAAAGGAGCGUUUGAGCCAAGCGCAGGACCUGCAGGAGGACGAUGGAGGAGACAACACGGAACCUCUGGAGGACUUCCUCGGGCUGAGCAUGGAGGAGCCUCACACCAACCACAGCACCCACGGUUCAAUGCACUCAUUAGACACUGACGUAGUGGCGGGCGGCCCCACGGACACCUACAGGGACAACCUGCGGAGAGUCCAGUCCACGGACAGCCUCGGGUCCUCACUGUCUUCCCAGCAGGGGCUCAGCGGUCACAACCACAAGGCCAAGUCAGCCAGCAACUUGGAUGAGUCAGACUUUGGGCCCCUGGUCGGGGCCGACUGCGGGGUGACAGACUCUAGUUUUGGUGAGACUUCGUCCAUCAGCUCCAUCAUGCUGACAGCGAGCCACUUCCUGCUGACUAAAGACCAGGAGAAGGCGAUCAAAGCCAUGACACCGGAGCAGGAGGAGACUGCGUCGCUGCUGUCCAGCAUCUCUCAUGCUCCUGACACGGCGUAUUUACCGCCUGCAGGCUACCGGCUCGUCAGCGACACCGAGUGGAAUCUUCUGCAGCAAGAGGUAAAGAAUGCAGGAAGGAAGCUCGGCCGACGCUGCGAUAUGUGCUCAAACUACGAGAAGCAGCUGCAGGCCAUUCAGGGACAAGAGGCCGAAACACGAGACCAGGUGAAGAAGCUGCAGGUCAUGCUCCGUCAGGCUAACGAUCAGCUGGAGAGGACGAUGGCGGAGAAACAGAACCUGGAAGAGUCGGUGAAACUAGGGAACGAGGAAACCGCUGCUAAGGUGUCUGCCCUCAUGCAGAGAGUCCAGGACUCGGAAACGCUGCUCAGCACGCUACAGCACGCCUUCAGCGAGGCUAAAAGGAACACACAGGAACAGAUGGCGGUGCUGGUGAAGUCCAGGGAGCAGGUGGCGGACGAGCUAAGUCGGCUACAGAGAGACAACGACAGCCUGCAGGGAAAACACCGGCUGCACCUGGAGCUCCAGCAACAGGAGGACUUCCAGAUGCCCAACACAGUGCAGGAGCUGCAGGGCCUGGUGCUGCAGCUGCGCGACGACAUGGUGGCGCUGCGGACGUUGGCGGAUCACAUGGAGGAGAAGCUGAAGGCCGAGAUCCUGUUUCUGAAGGAGCAGAUCCAGGCGGAGCAGUGUCUGAAGGAGAACCUGGAGGACACGCUGCAGCUGGAGAUCGAGGGCUGUAAGGAGGAAAUAGACAUCUUGGAAGCGUCGUUCUCCAGUCUGAAGACGGAGCUGGAGAGAAUCAAAGCAGAGAAGGAACAGCUGCAGAGGAGUUUAGCGGAGAAGACGGAGACUCUUUCGAGCAUCCAGAGUCUGAAGCUGAGCCUGGAGCAGCAGCUUAAAGAGGUCACCAGUGCAAAGAGCGCACUAGAAAGUCAGGUUUUUGAUGAAAAAGACAAAGCCCAGCGGCUGCAGACGGAGCUGGACGUCAGCGAGCAUGUCCAGAAGGACUUCGUCAAACUUUCUCAGACACUUCAGGUCCAGCUGGAGCGGAUACGACAGGCAGAGUCUCUGGAUCGGAUCAAAGCAAUCCUCAACGACACCAACCUGACUGACAUCAACCAGCUUCCAGACACAUGAUGACCUCUGAAGGCUGCCUUCAGCUUCCCCCACUCUUUUCUCCCACCGGCCUGGUAACAUUAUUAUCCGACCCUUCGUCCUCCGCUCCCCCAGAACCACUUUGGAAGAAGGAAGCAGACAGACCUGGCGGCACGAGCUGUGUACAUUUCAAGCCUCUAAACACAUCCUAGAUAGAAUAAUGAAGAAGAACACUAAAAAAAAUGUAAAUAACCAAAAUGUCUGACUGUGGAUUGAGGGGGUGGAAGCCCCGCCCCCUCCCCGUGGGUUCGCCUGUAUCUCGUUUCUACUGUAGAUAUGACCGUCUGUAUUAGCUCUACCAAAAAUGUUUGUCGUCCGAAGCACUUUUCACCCGCACUCUUUAAAUGUCUCCCUCUGCGCUCAAAGCGGUGGAUCGUCGCUCCACCUCACCUGUUUGUGUUUGUCAAACAUUCUCCACCACGCUCCGGUCGUUUCCUGUGACGAAAACCCACGAUGAAGGACGGAAAAUACUUGCACAUUAUUUAACUGGGAUAACUUCAAACAAUGCAAGCAAUACCUUCCAUUUCUUAAACAUCCUAAACGGCUGUUUGCUUGUUUUGUUGCUCUAACAGAAGCCCCUCCCCCUUUUUUAAAAGGCUGUGAAAAAGACAUUUUUAUUGUUUAAACUUGAUUUUUUUUCCUGUCGAAGCAUAAUCAUAAACGCUACUGAAACUGUUUAUUUCAGGUGAGUUUAAACAGAGUGACAGAUUAAAACAGGACAGAGGGAAUGUUGGAUUUUAUUUGUCCUUGGUUUGUUUUCCGUUCGAUAACGGCCUCAAACUGACGAUGUCAUUUUGAUGAUCUUAAAUUUUAUUGGGCGGUUUUUAAAUUCUGAUGGAAGGAACCCUAAAAGGA
Nematolebias whitei (Rio pearlfish) is the source of this 3565-nucleotide messenger RNA. RefSeq names its product rabaptin, RAB GTPase binding effector protein 1 (gene rabep1). The record is from RefSeq and is a predicted model, not a curated record. The transcript has 19 exons. Gene Ontology annotation, cellular component: intracellular membrane-bounded organelle. Lineage: Eukaryota; Metazoa; Chordata; Actinopteri; Cyprinodontiformes; Rivulidae. Bases 110 to 2692 code for a protein of 860 amino acids. Gene Ontology annotation, molecular function: GTPase activator activity; growth factor activity. Gene Ontology annotation, biological process: endocytosis.